CUUUAUUUAUUUAUUCUCUUUAUUUGCGACAACGGCAACAAAGGGGAGUGGUUACAGAAGAUAGAUCCACGUCUGCGUCAGAGUCCACUGCUGCACGUGGAUAAAGUAACAUGGCAGCGCCCUGUGGUCGCUAUUGAAAAGAUCCAAAUAGCGGUUUUUGAUAGAACCCCAUGGUUGAGCCACCACCAGCAGCACCAAAAAUCAUGGAACCAUCUGAUGACCCCACAGAAGACUCCGCGACCACCAUCGAAAACCCAGAGACCAAACAAGCAGAGGUUGGCAAGUCUGACUCAGAACCCAGCUUGUACAACUACAUCAAAGAUGAGCUCUUCACCUCCGAGAUCUACAAGGUGGAGAUCCAGAACCUGCCUAAGUUUGUGGGCUUCAACGACCUCAAGAAGUUCCUGUCAAGGCACGGCCUCAGCCCACACAAGAUCAAGCUGUUUGGCAGGCAGACGUUUGCCUUCGUCACCUUCAUGAACGAGGAGGAGCGCGACAAGGCCAUGAAGAUGGUCCACGGCAUGCUCUGGAAGGGCCAGGUGCUCAGUGUCCGACUGGCCAAGCCCAAGGCCGACCCCAUCCAAAGGAAGAGGAAGCAGCAACAGGAGGAGGGCGAUGGAGAGGAGGGCGGGCAGAGCUCCAGAGGUGGACCAGCCGCCAAGAGACAGGACGUGGAGGAGGACAGCGAGCCCUUCAGUGUCCAGAUAGCCAACGUGGUGACUCCUUUGUGGAAGGUGCCCUAUGAGGAGCAGCUACAGCGCAAACAGCAGGAGGUGGAGGGCGUUCUGCAGAGGCUGGCCAAAGAGAUCGGCAACACCAACAAAGCCAUGGCGCCCUGGCUUUUUGCUCAGAAAGGAAAAUAUAACAACAUGUGUUGCCCACUGGAAGACAUUCAACCAUCUCCUUCACUGACGGAAUACAGAAACAAGUGCGAGUUCCUGAUCUCGAUGGGUGCAGACGGCGAGGACAAAACUGUCGGGUUCCGCCUGGGGAAGUACAAGGGGGGCUCCUGCGCCGUGGUGGGGCCAGCCGAGACCACCCACGUCUCUGCCGAGGCCAAGAGAGUGGUUGCUGCCUUCCAGAAGUUCAUCAGGACCACCGAGUACUCUACGUACAGUCCUGAGACGUACGACGGCCACUGGAAGCAGCUCACAGUGCGCACCAGCAGGACCAAGCAGGCUAUGGCCAUGAUCUACUUCAACCCACAGAAACUUGCAGAGGAGGAGCUGGAUGCCCUGAAAAACUCAUUGAAGAAGUUCUUCACAGAAGGAGAGGGGGCAGACAGCGGGGUGACCUCCCUUUACUUUGUCAGAGAAGGUCAAAGGACCGCCCCCAAACCAGAGGACAGCCCCUGUGAGCUGGUGGACGGAGAGAGUUCCAUCCAGGAAGAACUCCUAGGGCUGAAGUUCAGGAUAUCUCCUCAAUCCUUCUUCCAGGUUAACACAGCAGGGGCGGAGGUGCUCUACUCAAAAGUGGGGGAGUGGGCACAGCUGGACCAGGACAGCACAGUGCUGGAUGUCUGCUGCGGCACCGGGACCAUCGGCCUAUCCCUGGCAAAGAGGGUCAAGAAGGUGAUUGGUAUCGAGAUGUGCAAAGAGGCUGUGGAAGACGCUAAACACAACGCUAAGCUCAAUGGUCUGACCAAUGUGGAGUUCCACUGUGGAAAGGCAGAGGACUUGUUCCCCAAAAUCCUCAAUGCUCUGGUGUCGCCCAACGUUACCGCCAUCGUCGACCCGCCCAGAGCCGGCUUGCACUCUAAAGUUGUGCUGGCCAUCCGGAGAGCCGAACACCUCAAGAGGCUGGUGUAUGUGUCCUGCAAUGCCAAGGCCGCCAUGGCAAACUUCAUUGAUCUGUGCAGAGCACCAUCCAACCGGGUGCGCGGAGCACCUUUCAGGCCUGUGCGCUGCAUGGCCGUGGACCUCUUCCCUCAGACCGUCCACAUGGAGAUGGUUCUGCUGCUGGAGAGGCUGGACUACAGCUCCCAGAAUGCUGCAGACAAGCAGGAAGAGGCUGUGGCCAAGGCCCAAUAGCAUAAGUGGAUGGCAUCGACACGGCUUUCUAGAUAACCAAUGCACACUGCUAAUACUGUAAUCAUACGGCUAUAGAUACUUGCAGGACACAUACCUACUCUUCUUAAUUCGUCUUUAUUUGUUUUGAUGAAGAAAUUUACGUUUGUUGGAAAUGUUUUUUUAUUUUAAUUAAAAACAACCUGGUUUUGUCAAGGUGUUUGGUUGAUUAAUAAAAGACAGAACCACAAGUUAGUCAAGACAAUUUAUUUGCAUAUCGAAUACCCCUAUAGUCAUAGCGCUCAAGUUGUAAUCAUUACUUCAUUUAGGCAGCGACAUAUCAAGCAGACAAUCUGGAGGUACAACUCCAUCGCAACAAGUGUAAACUUCUUUCCACAAACACUUGGCAAGACAGAACAGAAGGGAGGAAAGCACACACAUUCAAGCCAUCUACUCCUACCAGCAAAGCCUUGUUCAAGAAAUGUCGCUAUGCCAUUAACAUUCAAGAAAAUAAAUGCACAAGCCAACUACUUAAACACAUACAAAGCAGUUUUUCCAGUUUUUGCAAACCACUGGUAAUAUACUCUUAGUUUGCAACAUUAAGUGUUUCUGUAAGAGACUAUUUAAGCUUUGGUAUGUACCGUUUAUUUUGUGUAAAACUUAUUUCUGUAGGAGGUAAGUUAUCUAAUUGUUUAGAAAAAUCGGACUAGGAUACGUGAUUAACAGUCACAACAUGACUAUGGCAGAUUGAUGUGAGCAUGAUGGACCACCCAUCUAUCAAAAAUAUGCACAUGCUUUAGGCAUUUCUAUUCUUUGUUGUAAUAUAGGCGUCACCAAUAAAAUUGGCUAAAUAAAUGCUUUAUUUUUUAGGUCCAAUUUACACAUUCAGAGCCCUUCAUGAAAUGAGUCAACUAAGGCAACAUGAAGCUUAAUUCAACAGGGGCACAAAA
Molecule: messenger RNA, 2956 nt
Organism: Gadus macrocephalus (Pacific cod)
Lineage: Eukaryota; Metazoa; Chordata; Actinopteri; Gadiformes; Gadidae
Gene: trmt2a
Product: tRNA methyltransferase 2 homolog A
Exons: 12
Coding region: 171-2030 (619 amino acids)
Biological process (GO): RNA processing
Molecular function (GO): RNA binding; RNA methyltransferase activity
Source: RefSeq, a predicted model, not a curated record